GAUUCAAGUCUAGUUUGAGGGCGUGUGGUAGGCAACGUCGGGGGGAGCAUUGACGGACGUGGCGUGAGCGUCGUCUUUGGUGUAGCUUGUCGGGAUAUGGAAGUCGGCGGCUUGGGAUCGAUCAUCAUUUCCAUGUCUUCUUCUGUCAAUUCGAGACUACCAGAGCUGAACGAACUGCCACUAGCGUUCGACGCUCUCCGCACUUCCCUCGUGCCAGCAUCCAGCUCCCGCGCGAUCUGUGAAGCACUUUCCAGGUCGUCGAAAAAGUCGCUCAAGUCGUCCUGCGCUUGUGACAGUGAGGAAACCUGUGCUUUACGCACAGCAGUACGCGGCGACGGUGGAGCUAGAGGAAUCUGAAUUGACGUUGCCGGCUGCACUGGCUGCUGUACACAUCCCGCAGCUUCAUUGCAGGUCACAGCCGGACCUCCCAAGCUUCGGGCGAUCUGACUGCAGCUGUCCAGAUGGUCAAACAAGUCGCCAAAGUCUUCUUCCAGCUCGCGAGCAGGCUUUGUCUUGGCUGUUUGGACACUCGCACCGGGCAGUGGCGGCGGCGGCAUCAGCAUCGCAGCAGAAGGUUUUGACAUUUGCGCUGCUGGGACGGACAUCUGGACAGUGGCUGGUCCAUCGCACGCGCCCAGAAGAGACUCGUCAUCCAGGUCAUCGUCGCCAAAGCCGUCCCGGUCAUCGUUACCCCCCUGUCCGCUAGUCGUCGUCGUCGUCGUUGUCGUCGUCGUCGUC
This is a messenger RNA of Sphaerulina musiva SO2202, 738 nucleotides long. RefSeq lists its product as uncharacterized. The transcript has a single exon. NCBI's taxonomy places the organism in Eukaryota, Fungi, Ascomycota, Dothideomycetes, Mycosphaerellales, Mycosphaerellaceae. The record is from RefSeq and is a predicted model, not a curated record. Bases 97 to 357 code for a protein of 86 amino acids.